GCUCUUUUUUUUCUUUUAACAAACCGCGUUUCCCAAGGUCUUUUCCGUCAUAUCACUUUCACUCUCCCUCCAUUCCCUCCAUCUCAAAACCCAUCUCCCUUCAUCACUUCCCCUCACGUCUUUCCCUCAAAACUUCUAAUUAUAUUCAACCAAGAGGAAAACGCGGCUGAGAAUAGUGUUUUCAUGAGCUAAAGUAGAAGCAACCAGAGUUAGAGAGAAGAAACGGUUGACUGUUUUGCACGAUGGCUGAGAACGGUGAAGAGAAGCUGUUAGCGGUGGCCAGGCACAUAGCCAAGACGCUGGGCCAAAACGACACCAUGGCGGACGAUAUUUUGCAGAUCUUUUCAAACUUCGACGGCAGAUUUUCUCGCGAUAAGUUGUCUGAGAAAAUGGUCGACGAGGACCCUCGUGGACGCGCCACGCUCGAGCGGACCCUUAAUUCCUUCGAUCGUCAGAUCUCCCAUUACGUGGCGUUUGACCACCCCAUCUGGGCUGACAUGGCUGAUUCUUCUGCCUUCCUUGACGCUAUUGACGAGUUAAUUGGAACGAUCAGGGACUGGAGCCCCAUGGCCGCUGAGAAAUCCUUCGGCGCUUGUCUUGUACGCGCCGACGACUUGAUGCAACAGGCCAUGUUCCGCCUCGAGGAUGAGUUCAAGUCUCUGGUGGAGCGAGGUGCAGAGUCGUUUGAAGUGAGUCGAAACAACCACGAGUCAACAGGGAACUUAUCGUUCGAUUCAGACGACGAAAAUGAAGAAAACGAAGAAGGUAUUCUUCACAACGGUGCGGAUCUUGAUCACCAGAUCCCAAUAGCUCAACCGAUAACGGACUACGAUAUCGUAAUCGACGCGCUUCCAUCAGGAACUAUAAACGAUCUUCACGAGAUCUCCAAGCGCAUGGUAGCCGCAGGGUUUGGUAAAGAAUGCUCUCACGUUUACAGCACGUGCCGAAGAGAGUUCCUCGAAGAGAGCAUCUCGAGGCUAGGGUUACAAAAGCUGAGCAUCGACGAAGUCCAAAAGAUGCCAUGGCAAGAGCUCGAAGACGAGAUUGAACGCUGGAUCAAAGCCGCAAACGUCGCGCUUCGCAUCCUCUUCCCGAGCGAACGCCGGUUAUGCGAUCGCGUCUUCUUCGGAUUCUCCUCCGCUGCUGAUCUUUCCUUCAUGGAAGUCUGCCGUGGCUCCACCAUUCAGUUACUUAAUUUCGCUGACGCCAUUGCUAUUGGAAGCCGAUCACCGGAGAGACUUUUCAAAGUUCUCGAUGUGUUCGAGACAUUGCGUGACUUGAUGCCUGAAUUUGAUUAUGUUUUUUCGGAUCAGUACUGUUUGGUUCUUAGAAACGAAGCGAUUACUAUUUGGAAGAGAUUAGGAGAAGCAAUUCGAGGGAUAUUCAUGGAAUUAGAGAAUUUGAUUCGGCGGGACCCAGCUAAGGCAGCUGUUCCUGGUGGCGGACUUCAUCCAAUUACACGUUAUGUUAUGAAUUAUCUCCGUGCUGCGUGUCGUUCCCGACAGACAUUAGAACAAGUUUUUGACGAAAGUAAUGUGGUUGUUCCAUCUAAUAAGCUUGAUGAUAGAGGUUCGUCUUCGUCUUCAAUGUCGGUUCAGAUGGCAUGGAUUAUGGAGCUUUUGGAGAGUAAUUUGGAGGUAAAGUCCAAGAUUUAUAGAGACUCUGCUUUGUGUUCUGUUUUUAUGAUGAAUAAUGGAAGAUAUAUUGUACAAAAAGUGAAGGACAGUGAGUUGGGGUCACUUUUGGGUGAUGAUUGGAUCCGAAAACACACUGCAAAAGUCAGGCAGUAUUGUACGAAUUAUCAAAGAAGUUCAUGGAAUAAGAUUUUGGGAACUUUAAAGCUUGACAAUUCCUCCUUGGCUUCAAAUGCGAUUGCCAAGUCUAUGAAAGAGAAGAUUAAGUCAUUCAAUUUGCAAUUUGAGGAGGUAUGUAAAACUCAGUCUACUUGGGUUGUAUUCGAUGAGCAGCUGAGAGAAGAGUUGAGGAUUUCAGUGUCUAGGCUUUUGUCACCAGCCUAUAUAAACUUCAUUGGGAGGCUCCAAUGUAUCCCUGAACUUGGGAGGAACGCUGACAGGCUUAUUAGGUAUGGCCCAGAAGAUAUUGAGGCUAGGAUUAAUGAGUUGUUUGAGGGAGCAAGCGGAUCAUCCGGUGGCAGGAAGUAAAGGUAACCUGCAGCUAGUGCAAGUUCAAGGAUUCUUUUUGUGUCGAGUGAAUGGUAGUCUAAAAUGAUUUGCAGUUUGGUACUAGGUGUUUGUUAUGCAUUUAGCACAAAUUUUCCUCUUCCUUUGUGAAUUAAAAUCAUGGAUAUUUGCCUGUAUUAAUCAGAAUGUAUUCUGGUAUUAAGGUGAAUUAUAAUCUUGCACCGUUUUCUUCAUCUGUAUAUAGGAAAUCUAAUCAUACAUGAUAUAUUAUCAUUUAUUAUAUGAGGAAU
Durio zibethinus is the source of this 2431-nucleotide messenger RNA. RefSeq names its product exocyst subunit exo70 family protein B2 (gene EXO70B2). Gene Ontology annotation, cellular component: exocyst. The record is from RefSeq and is a predicted model, not a curated record. Gene Ontology annotation, molecular function: phosphatidylinositol-4,5-bisphosphate binding. NCBI's taxonomy places the organism in Eukaryota, Viridiplantae, Streptophyta, Magnoliopsida, Malvales, Malvaceae. Gene Ontology annotation, biological process: exocytosis.